This is a messenger RNA of Phymastichus coffea, 2374 nucleotides long. It is a transcript of the gene Slob, whose product is annotated as slowpoke-binding protein. The transcript has 9 exons. Lineage: Eukaryota; Metazoa; Arthropoda; Insecta; Hymenoptera; Eulophidae. The record is from RefSeq and is a predicted model, not a curated record. Bases 587 to 2245 code for a protein of 552 amino acids.
GUGCGACAGACGCGUGCACACGCGAGUAGAGCGAGAGAGCGGGAGGAAAGCGCAGGCGCACUGCAUCCGCGAGAGGGUGCAAGCACCUUGGCGUGCAGCAGCAGCAACCAGUUUACCUCGAGCGAGCGAGCCGCAGCGCGCUCUGUUUCGCCGCAGUCAUGUGCUCGCGAUGAGUCCAUCAGUUGGAGACGACGCUCACCGAGUCUCGUAAUUGCUCUGCUCGUCGUCCUCAACUUGUAUAUUUCACCGCGACGGACAAGAAGCUGCGCACUGUUUUUAAAAUACACGCCGGCUCGCGAGGGAUGAAUGGCUGGAGGGCUGCUCCAGACACGCACGUCUAUGACAAAAAUUCAGGCAAGAUCGACUGAUUCCCCGGCAUUCCCAUCAAUAUCAAUCACUAUCGCCUCACCCGCAAUGCAGCAGCAGCAGCAGCAGCAGCAGCAGCAGCAGCAGCAGCAGCAACAGCAGCAGCAGAAGCAGCAGCGAAGAAGCAGACAUAGCCAUCCGCCCACUGCAGCACACAUGAAUCUUUAAUUACCACUCGCGCAAAGAAGAAAAAAGCGAAAGAGUAAGCCGACUGGCCAAGAUGUUUACUUUAUUCAACAUGCCCCGGCGGGGCAUGGACAUCGAGGAGAUCCCGCGAGAACACCAAGAGAUGACAGGCCAUGAUCGUUUCUGCCAAUUACGUCCUGGCGCGCCGCAACGCCGUCGACGUCGCGGCGUUGCCAACCGACGCACUCAGAGCGCCAUAGAAAUCGAGUGCAAUAACGACGCCUUCGCUGGCGUGAGGAGCGUUCUAUUGCGAAAGGAGAAGAGUGCGAGUAUCGAGGAGGACGACGUCCUUACGCCGAUGACUCCUGACACGCCCGAUGAAGAGAGCAGGGGAUACAAUCAAUUGACCAGCAAGAUCGACAGCUUGGCCAAGAUUCUGUUCAAUAGGGUGUAUGCGGUCAAAGGCUACAAGGAUCCGGGUCCCGAGGUGGCGAGAAACAAUGGUCGCCAGCAGUACAUGGCGCUGGAGCAGCAGAAUCGCGUGGCAAGCGCGCUCGACGGUACGGCGACGGGCUCAUCGACGACGGCAUCCUCGUCGUCGGCGCCGACGCCAAGCAACGAGAGCAGUUCGGCCGAAAGCAUGGAGAUGGAGAGACGAUCGCGAGAUCGUGCCUUAUCGAUCUGCCGUAUCUACACUCGAGAGACGCCCCGCUACAGCCUCCUCAAGCAUCUCAACAACGCCGGUUCUCGAGUAGACAAGCACUGGUUCAUAGUGCGCGACAAUCUGCUGAAAACAGACCGGCUGUUAACGUUGGCGCCACUGAAUCGCAAUUGCAGCUUGAACGUCUGCCCGUCGACUCGCGACGUUCUCAACAAGCUCUUCCUUACGCUCCAGCACCCCUACAUCUGCCCGAUUCUCGAUAUCGAGUUCGUUCAAUACGAGGGCCAAGAUUGCGUUGUUCUCGUUCAACCUAUCAACCAGGGUAGCCUCAAAGACAUCAUUUAUGGCAUCGAACGCAACUGCUGGAACGAGGACUGGUCGCACAAGUACAGCAGCCGCGGCAAAGGACUGCCCAUCACGCAGAUUCAACGUAUGGGCCGUCAAGUAUUGGAAGCUCUGAUGUUUCUGAAAGAACGCGACUUUCCGACGGUGGCGCAUCUUCACUCGGGAAACGUUAUAGUGACGAAUGGUGUCGCCAGACUCGCAGCUCUUGAAAACACUUUGCUAGGGUUUACGAGUCGAAUCCAUCCUGUGAUCGCCAGUCGACUGCAGAAUCAUUGCAAAAAUCAGCUGGCGCCUGUGUCUAUUGAUACUAUUUGCUUUGGUCACAUGCUUUUUGAAAUGACCGCUGGCUAUGAGCUGUGCACUUUUGAGCCGACCGCUGCUAAUCUUUCCGAUAUUCAGAAAUAUCCACAGGUUCUUGAGUGUCUGAGGUUUAUAUUCGAUGGACCAAUUCAUGGAUUGAAAUAUCCAGGCGUGGAGCAGUUAAUACUACACGAUUUAUUUCGCAAUAUUGAUCUUCGUGAAAUGCGAAAUGCUUCAGUUAACAUUUUCCGUCCAGAUACAUCCAUUCCAAUAUCAAAAAUACUCGAGGGAAUCAAAUGUCAAAAAACCAAUACGCCGAUUAAACGAUUAUCAAAAGAUGAUUCCGAAGAUAUGAUAUCGCUUAGCAGUCCUGACAGUGAUGAGCACAGUGAGAAUGGUUCAUUGCUUGCGCAAAUAUACAAGGAACUUUCUAUGACAUCCGUUUGAAUAAAAAUUUAAUUACAGAAUGAAAGGAUAUAUAUGUGUGUGUGUAUACAUAUAUAUGUAUGUAUGUAUGUAUAUGUAUAUAUGCUACCAUGAGAAAUGUCUUUUCAGAAAAAUAAAAACACUGAAAGU